Dermacentor silvarum is the source of this 1554-nucleotide messenger RNA. Its product is annotated as elongation of very long chain fatty acids protein AAEL008004. The coding region runs from base 205 to 1074 and encodes 289 amino acids. Gene Ontology annotation, biological process: very long-chain fatty acid biosynthetic process; sphingolipid biosynthetic process; fatty acid elongation, polyunsaturated fatty acid. Gene Ontology annotation, cellular component: endoplasmic reticulum membrane. Gene Ontology annotation, molecular function: fatty acid elongase activity. The transcript is spliced from 2 exons. The record is from RefSeq and is a predicted model, not a curated record. Lineage: Eukaryota; Metazoa; Arthropoda; Arachnida; Ixodida; Ixodidae.
GCAAGGAAGAGAGUUCACUAUGCUCCAUUGUCGCUAGGCUCGCGAAUCAGGUCCUGGCUCGUGAAGGGAGGAGUGAAGGGGUCCCCUGACCGCGUGUCUCCCAGUUGCAUAUGCACGGAAUCGGAUGCGAGGUGAAGCCGCCGUCGCUUCUAUUGGAGCUCGCACAUCCAUCCUGGCACUGCAUUCCUCAAGGAUACCGAAGCGAUGCAGUACAGCCUGAACCCAUUCGCUCUGUCCAACCAGAUCCGCCAGAUGGGCGACCCCCGAACACGUGACUACCCUGUGGUAACGGACCCUCUGUUCGUGUUCACGCUUCUGCUAUCCUACCUGUAUUUCGUCAAAAUUGCCGGCCCUCGUUGGAUGAAGAACCGGGAACCCUUCCAGAUCAUCAAUAUCGUGCGCGUCUACAACUUGAUCUCGAUAGCCCUGGGCAUCCGCUUCCUCUACCUGGUGUUGAAGUUCACCUACCUUCCGGGCGGCCACUACAAUCUCUGGUGCCAGGGCAUCACUGGUUACAUGACCGACGAGAUGCGCGAAUACUACCGCACGGGCUGGAUCUACAUCGCGGCGCACUACAGCGACCUCCUGGACACCGUGUUCUUCGUGCUACGCAAGAAGUACACCCACGUCUCGCUCCUGCACGUGUUGCACCACACGAUCGUGGUCGCCAACACGUGGUUCUUCGCUCUGUUCGCGCCCGAAGGUCAGCCGACCAUGAGCAUGUGCCUGAACGUGUUCGUCCACGUCAUCAUGUACUCGUACUACUUUCUGACGACCUUCGGUCCCUCCGUACGCAAGUACCUGUGGUGGAAGAAGUACCUUACCACACUGCAGAUUGUGCAGUUCGUCCUAAUCAUGAUCCACUUAUCCAUACCGCUCUUCGUCGAUUGCGGCUUCCCGAAGCACUUGAUCAUGUUGGGCAACGUGCAGACGUUCCUCAUUCUCUGCCUCUUCGUAAACUUCUACGUCAAGACGUAUGUCGCCAAGCCCGCUCAUGCCGUUCCGCAAGGCAGUGAAGGCGCCGAAAGUAAAGUUGUUGACUCAGUUAUCAACGGAAAAAAUAAACUAACAUAGUGAAUCCAGCGCGGGAGAAUCCUUUCAUUGUAGUUUUCCGGUGUCUUAAUUGCACCCGCAUUGCGGCCUCCAAAUUACGUUGGCCGCUGUCGUCCUCGCGCGCGCCACACGCGGGAAAAUGGUCAUUGCUUCUUGCACACGCGGUCUUCGCACAGCGUUCUCCCUGUGAUCCUUUGCACGCCGUCGUUCACCCUACUCCGCCAAUGUAAGCCGGGCGGCCGCAUGCACCGGCUUCCUACUCGACAGCGGUAAUCAGUCGCACGGAGGUGUACUAUUAACGCCGCCUGACCAGCGACUGCAAGUAAAGGGACGACAAACCACGUGGGUUUCACUGACGAAGGGCUGUUUAGUGAGCUUUAUCUAAUGCUGCUGCUUAUUCUUGCAUUGCCUCACAAGUGUCGGCGGUGGUGGUGUAACGCUAAAACCCUACCUGUCGAAAACUCGCGUCUCGUUCACUUGGUAUAUACUAAAAUUGGCAUG